CUCAGCCUUUCUGAUGAUCCUCUUGGGGGGGGGGAAAUCCCCCCCAAAAAAACAAAGAAGCAGCAGGGAAGGCACUGCCGUUUGGAACAAAGCAGCCUCUGAUCCGGAUUGACUCCGAAUUCGCCCUUCAACCGGCGCUUGGCAUUUUUCCACUUUCUUCUUUGCAGCGCAAGGAGAACCAGGAAGUGUCUUCCCUCCAGCAAAUCAGGGGGAGCGGUGAGCGACGGCGCGCCGCGGCCAAUCAGCGAGCGCGGCCCGGGCCGAAAGAGGCGGGCUUAGACCAACCUGGGCAAUUCCCAAGCGAGGAGGCGAAGCGGCGGCCGGCAGGAACGGCGGCGGGAGGGGGAGAAGGCUGUGAGAACGGCGGCCAGCGCCGGGCUUUUCUAGCGAGGUGGUUGGUAGGGGGGAGGGAGAGAGACUCUGGCGCGCCUCGGAAGAGCCCCCGAAAGCGUGAGAUUACGGGUUCGAAUCCCACUUGGGGAAGAGUUGGUUUUGGAAGCGGGGUUAGUUUAAAAGUUUCGGGGUACGGGGGUGAGCCCGGCUCUUGGAAGUCAGCCCCCUUUGGUUCUUUAGCUCCUAAGAAGGGAUCUGAGCAGCCGAGGAGCUUAAAAGUUGCCCAGAGUGGGGUGGAAGGGUUGGAGAGCGCCAAAACUGGGUGAGGGUCGGGGAAACCCAGAGAUUCCUGGGUCCUUAAGAGAGAGGACAUUGGGGGGGGAGUUAAGUAGGGGGCAACACCCUCGAUUCUGAGCUAGGGGGAGACUUUUUUUCAGUUGGGUCACCCAACAGGAGAAGUGAAGGAAGGAGUUGGCCAACCAGCAAUGCAAGAAGCUGAGUCCAAUGAGAGAAGCCCGCUCUUAGACCCCAAUGUUCGGUCGCCCGUCUCCUUCCCCGCAGCCAAUGUCUUCCACGGACGGCGCUUGGCCUGUGCCGCAGUGCUGCUGGCUGAGCUGCUGGAAAGGGUGGCCUUCUACGGCAUCACCUCGAACCUGGUGCUCUUCCUCAAUGGAACUCCUUACAACUGGGAGGGUACCGAGGCCAGCCAGGCCCUCCUCAUCUUCAUGGGGAUCACCUACCUGGUCUCCCCUUUUGGGGGCUGGCUGGCCGACGCCCUAUUAGGCAAAUUCCCCACCAUCUUGGUCAGCAUGGCGGUCUACCUCUUGGGCAUGCUGGCCUUCCCCGCCAUGGCCAUCGCUCCAAGCCGUCAAUGGCUCUGCGGACAGAUUCGUCUAUCACCCGUUGAGAACUGCUCAACGUCUCUGGAGAGUAAUGUUACGUCUGCCCCGUGCUCGUCACAAGAAACCACGCGCUACUGUUUCAUCGCCUCCUAUGUCGGCUUGGCGCUGGUUGGGCUGAGCGUGGGCUCCGUCAAGGCCAACAUCACCCCCUUCGGAGCUGAUCAGGUGAAGGAUCGCGGUCCGGAAGCCACCCGGCGUUUCUUUAACUGGUUUUACUGGAGCAUCAAUUUGGGCGCCAUCCUGUCCCUGGGAGGCAUCGCGUACAUCCAGCAGAACGUCAACUUCACCAUCGGCUACAUCAUCCCCACGGUUUGCAUUGGGGUCUCCUUCGUGGUCUUCCUGUGUGGCCAGAGCGUCUUCAUCACCAAGGCCCCGGAUGGCAGCGCCUUCAGCGACAUGUUCAGAAUCCUGGCUUAUUCUUGCUGUAACCGGAAACAGCCAGAGCCGUUUCCCAGCCCCAGGGUCACCCAGGGGAUCCUUCACCAGCGUCAGCCUUCCAAGGACAGCCUUUUUGAAGCCGCCAAGACCUCCCACGGGGGUCCUUUCCGAGAAGAUAAAGUGGAAGACGUCAAAGCCUUGGUCAAAAUCAUCCCCGUCUUUUUGGCUCUCAUCCCGUACUGGACAGUCUACUUUCAGAUGCAGACCACCUACGUCCUCCAGAGUCUCCAUUUGAAAAUCCCACAGUUUUCCAACAGCACGUUCAACAGCACCGCAAGCAGCCACACGUUCCCCGCAGCUUGGCUAACCAUGUUUGAUGCUGUGCUGAUCCUCAUCCUCAUCCCCCUGAAAGACAAAGUGGUGGACCCCAUCUUGAAGAAGAAGGGGCUUCUUCCUUCCUCACUGAAGAGAAUCGCCUUGGGGAUGUUCUUCGUCAUGUGCUCUGCGUUUGCUGCAGGAAUAUUGGAAAGCGACCGGCUAAGGAGAAUCGAGACCAAAAUAAUUGAUCAGAAGAUUGGGACGACUAUCUAUCACGCAGCCGACAUGUCCGUCUGGUGGCAGGUCCCUCAGUAUAUUCUGAUCGGAAUCAGCGAGAUCUUAGCCAGCAUUGCAGGUUUGGAAUUUGCCUAUUCCGCUGCUCCAAAAUCCAUGCAAAGUGCAAUCAUGGGUCUAUUCUUCUUUUUUUCUGGAAUUGGCUCUUUCGUGGGUUCCGGACUCCUGGAGUUGGUGUCUCUCAACUCUAUCGGUUGGAUGAGUAAUCACACGGAUUUGGGUAACAUCAACGGUUGCCAUUUAAACUACUACUUUUUCCUCCUGGCAGUGAUCCAGGGCGUCACCCUGCUGCUUUUCCUCAUCGUGUCUGUCAAAUACGACCGUCAGAAGUCGAGGACGAACGCUGGACGGACUUGACGCGACCGUCACAGAAGAUGUGGAAGUCAGUGGGGGGGGGGGAUCAGGAGCUGUGGCUGACCCAGCGAGAGACCGCCAUUUCAGAAGGGCGUUUUCGUUUCACUUGCAUGAUUUUUGACUUCUAGUUUGGCCCCCUCCCUGCUCUUACACACACACACAACACAUACACACACAAACACACACCGCUAAAAGCAGAGAGUGCCUUACGCUAGCAAACUAAUGUUCCAGGCUGCAUCUUGGGAUGUAGACCAGACCUUGUCUGAGGUGUCCACGUUUCUCUGAUGCUUUUUUUCCCCCUCCAAUCUGCUCAAGCCAGGAUGUCGCCUUUGAAACCCAACAUCACAAACCCAGAAGCAUUUCGGCGGACAGAACUGCGCAUCGGAUGUGCGGGCACGCCUUUGCGUGACCGCGUCACACAUCCUAGCUUGAAAAAUAAUUCAUUCCUCCCCUUGGAUGCCUUUUGAGGGCCCGUAGGCCACGGUGCGACGCCAACUUGGGUUUGUUCGUCGCUGGGCAUCAAACGUUCUCUCUUACACGAGCAUCACCAGCAGUCCUGGUGGGUGGCACUCCGAAGCUCUGCCGAGGGCUCUGGCGUUAUGGCUGGGGAAUUAUAGGCCUUUUUCCUCCAGGGUAUGAAGAGAACUAGUUAGAGAAGGCUGAAAUAAAGGAUAUUUUUAAACCUACUGUAGGUUUCGGGGUGGGGGGAAUGUUUGGUUUGGUUUUAUGUUAGCAAUUAUUUGGGAGUGUGAAACUGGUUUGGCAUAUUCUUUCCUGUUUCCUGACACUUCCUUCCUCUUUUCUUCCUUCCUUCCUGCCUUCCUCUCUCCCUCUUCUUCCUCCCUUCCUCCUUCUUUCUCCUUCCUUCCUUCCUCUUCUUCUUCCCUCCCUUUC
Messenger RNA from Crotalus tigris (Tiger rattlesnake), 3473 nucleotides. RefSeq names its product solute carrier family 15 member 4 (gene SLC15A4). Gene Ontology annotation, molecular function: L-histidine transmembrane transporter activity. The transcript has 8 exons. The coding region runs from base 819 to 2582 and encodes 587 amino acids. Gene Ontology annotation, cellular component: membrane. Lineage: Eukaryota; Metazoa; Chordata; Lepidosauria; Squamata; Viperidae. The record is from RefSeq and is a predicted model, not a curated record. Gene Ontology annotation, biological process: histidine transport; transmembrane transport; oligopeptide transport.